Messenger RNA from Linum tenue, 1503 nucleotides. The record is from the annotation of a GenBank genome assembly. NCBI's taxonomy places the organism in Eukaryota, Viridiplantae, Streptophyta, Magnoliopsida, Malpighiales, Linaceae.
AUGCAAGUCGAGGUCGGCGCAACUAGGCUGCGACUAUUCCGGUCGGUGAACAUCUCUAAUUGGGCGGCGCCGGCGGCCAGCAGAGUCGUCGGGAACGAGAGGGAGGCGGAGCAGAACUGUCUGGCGCUGCUUCAGGCCAGCGAUUCUUUCUCAAAAUUAUGUCAAGCUCAAGCCCACCUUAUCAAAUUCGGCCUCAAUAACAAUCCCCUGGUUCUCACCAAGUUUGCCGGUACUUCCGCUGAUCUGAAAGUAAUCGAUUACGCUUCAUCUUUCUUGUUCUCCCCAGAGUCAGAUACCCGUCUCUACGAUGCUUUCCUCUUCAACACCGUCAUCAGAGGCUACGCUCGGGGCAGCAUUGAUUCGAAAGCCAGAGCUAUACAUAUUUACAGCCUCAUGUUCGAGUACGGUGUUUUCCCCAAUAAAUACACGUACCCGUUUGUUCUCAAGGCCUGCGCGGCGAUUCAGGACUUGAAGUUGGGGAAAUCGGUUCAUGGGUCGGUGUUGAAAUUCGGGUUUGAUGAUGACAUCCAUGUUCAGAACACGUUGGUUCACAUGUACUGUUGUGAUACACACGGGAUCGACUCUGCUCGCAAAGUGUUCGAUGAAAUGUCCAAGUGGGAUUGUGUUACUUGGAGCGCGAUUAUCGGUGGAUACGCUCGGUUAAAGAUGUCUGCAGAUGCAGUCCAAUUGUUUAGGGACAUGCAGAGUCAUCGAGUUCGCCCGGAUGAGAUCACCAUGGUUGCAGUUCUCUCAGCGUGCACAGACUUGGGCUCUCUUGAACUAGGCAUAUGGGUUGAAUCUUGUAUCGAAGAAGAGAUGAUCCAAAAGAACACCGAGCUCUACAACGCAUUGAUCGACAUGUUUGCCAAGUGUGGUGAUGUCGAUAAAGCCGUUGUGCUCUUCAGGAGCAUGGAUGAGAAAAGAAGUAUAAUCUCCUGGACCUCAGUCAUCGUUGGUCUAGCAAUGCAUGGUCGAGGGACAGAGGCUGUUGCUCUAUUCGAGGAGAUGGUAGGAAGCGGUGUAGCACCAGACGGUGUUGUGUUCAUUGCCUUGCUCUCCGCUUGCACUCACUCAGGCUUGGUAGAACAAGGAAGAGAGUACUUUGAAUCAAUGAGAGCCAUUUAUGGGAUUGAACCCAAGAUCGAGCAUUAUGGUUGCAUGGUGGAUAUGUUAUGCAGGGCAGGGCUAGUUAAAGAGGCGUUUGAGUUCGUUCAGGAGAUGCCUAUUGAACCUAACCCCAUCAUUGGGCGUACUUUGAUCAAUGCCUGUCGCGCCCACGGGGAGCUGAAGCUCGGCGAGGAGAUCAGCGCGCAACUGAUAAAGAAUGAUCCCCUGUAUGAGUCCAAUUAUGUACUGCUCUCGGAUAUUUAUGCUAAAAUGUCUGAUUGGGAGAAGAAGAGAAGUGUUAGAGAGGCGAUGGAGAAGAAGGGGAUGAAGAAGAUCCCUGGAAGAAGUCAGAUUGAAUUGGAGAACGAGAUUCAUAAAGUUGUCCCACAGUUGUAG